AGUCUAGAGAGAGAGAGAGGGGAAGAUGCCGAUGCUUUCUUCUUCUUCUUCUUCUUCUUCCAGGCUUCGCCGUGGCAGCCGCGACCCCGCGCCGAGGGCACGCCAAGCACCGACGAGCACGUAGCGGCCGGCCGCCGCGCGAUCGAGCUCCGGCGGGGCGGGAGCGGACGGGUAGAUCGGCGGUGGAGGCGCGUUGUUGAUCGGGUUGAGCUGAUUGGUUGGGUUGGGUAGCGGAUCGGAUCAGGCGGAGGGGGAGGAGGAGGAGGAAGAGGAGGAGUCGUAUGCCUCCGUGGUGGGGGUGGUGGUAAUUCAUGUCCCGCAUGAAGCACCUGCUGCGGAAGCUCCACCUGUCGGGUGGCGCGGGCGGGGGCGGGAGCGGGGGAGGAGCGGCGGCGGCGGGGGCCGGGGCGCCCCCGACGGCCGACCACCACCGCCAGCGGCACCACCGGAGGUCGUCGGCCCACCCGCCCCUGCCGCCGCCGGUCGUCGCGGCGGCGGCGGCCGAGGCGCCGGUGAUGGCUCCGGUCGCGGCUCCGGUGGCUGCGGCGGCGGAGCCGAGGGGGAUGGGGGCGGACGCGACGAUGACGCGGCUGGAGGAGGAGUACCAGGUGCGGCUCGCGCUGGCCAUCUCCGCGUCGGAUCACGCGGGGCUUGUGGACGCCGAUUCGGUCCAGAUCCGCGCGGCCGAGCGCAUCAGCCUCGGCGGCGGCGCCGGGGACCGGGGCCCCAUGGAGGCCCUCUCCGCGCGCUACUGGAACCACAGCGUCGUCAACUACGACGAGAAGCUGGCCGAUGGGUUCUACGACGUGUGCGGCGUGCCGAUGCAUCCGCCCUUCCAGGCCAAAUUCCCCUCAUUGAGCACCCUCAGGGCGAUUCCCGUCGAGGGAGAUGCCAACUAUGUGGCCGUUUUGGUGAACCGGGAGCGUGAUCCAGCGCUCAAGCGACUCGAAGGGAGGGCUCUGGCAAUUGCGGCGCAGGAUAGGGCAGAGCACGGUGGAGUUGCGUCGCCAGAGCUUGUGCAGAAGAUUGCAAACCUCGUGGUUGAUGCCAUGGGUGGUCCAGUUGACGAUGCUGAUGCAAUGAGCGGGGAAUGGAGCAGGACGAGCCGUGGUCUAUCCUUUCAGCGCAAUAGCAUUGUUCUCCCUCUUGGUUUGCUUCGAAUUGGGUUGUCGCGACACAGAUCUUUGCUAUUUAAGGUACUGGCCGAUCGAGUUAAUCUGCCAUGCAAGCUUGUCAAAGGUAUAUAUUAUACAGGAACAGAUGAAGGGGCUAUUAACUUGGUUAAAAUUGAUUUUGACAGUGUUGAAUAUAUUGUUGAUCUGAUGGGUGCUCCAGGCACAUUAAUCCCUUCAGACAUUUCUGGUAGUCAGUUUCAAGACUCUAACAAUAGUCAACUGAGCAAUGACGCCAUUGAAGAGAGUGUUGCAGAACUAUGCAUAGCUCUUGAGCAGAUUAGUUCUGGAUGUGAGAAUAGAAAUGACAUUGGGGGAAGUUCAUCUGAACAAAAAACUGCUUUAGCACUUGCAACUUCACAGCUGGAUGAUAUCUUCCAGACAGAGAACCCACUUAAACAAAGUGCCAUAUCUGACGAAGGUCAAUUCAAUAUUCGACAGCAAAUGAAAGUCACUGAUGCUCCCAUGUACUUGGUGCCCAAAGAAGUUGACCCUGAGUUUGCAGAAAAUUUGCACAACUUGCUCCUUGAGCGCAGUGCAUUGCUGCCCACCUAUGAGAAACCUGAAAUAGGCAAAAAUACCACUUCUGAAGAUGACAAAACUACAGGAUGGUUGGUGAUCGCUAAAACGAGCCAAAGUUUCCAAAAUGGUCAUGUAGCGGAAGAUUCUCCACUGCAACAUGGCAGUGCCAAAGAGCUAGCAGUAGUGAAUUGUUUCCAUGAAGAUGCACAACAUCCUGUGGGAAAUACAGAGGCAAUUGGCAACAAUUUGGACCUGCACGAUCAUGCCAUUGCUAAUGAGGACCAAAGGAUUUCUGAGGACCCUUUGGUAAACAUGCCAGGAAGCAGCAAUGCAAAUUUGGACAAGUCAAGCUGUUCUAGUACAAAAACAAUCAGCUCAGUUAUAGAUGAUGUUGCUGACUAUGAAAUACCAUGGGAAGAUCUUCAUAUUGGAGAGCGCAUUGGUCUAGGUUCAUAUGGGGAAGUAUAUCACGCAGAUUGGAAUGGCACUGAGGUUGCAGUUAAGAAAUUUCUUGACCAGGAUUUGUCAGGUGUUGCACUAGAUCAAUUCAAAUGUGAAGUUGGGAUCAUGUCGAGGCUGAGGCAUCCAAAUGUAGUUCUGUUCUUGGGAUAUGUGACACAACCACCAAAUCUCUCUAUAUUAACUGAAUACCUUCCAAGAGGGAGCCUCUACCGCCUAUUGCAUCGACCAAAUAGUCAAAUUGAUGAAACACGAAGGUUAAAAAUGGCAUUGGAUGUGGCUAAAGGGAUGAAUUACUUGCAUGCUAGCCACCCUACUAUUGUUCAUCGUGAUCUGAAAUCCCCAAAUCUUUUAGUGGAUAAAAACUGGGUUGUUAAGGUGUCAGAUUUUGGCAUGUCAAGGUUGAAGCAUCACACUUUCCUGUCCUCUAAAUCAACAGCUGGAACGCCGGAGUGGAUGGCACCGGAGGUUCUACGUAAUGAGCCAUCUAAUGAGAAGUGCGAUGUCUACAGUUUUGGAGUAAUCCUAUGGGAACUAGCAACAAUGCGUGUACCGUGGAGCGGGCUGAAUCCAAUGCAAGUUGUAGGAGCGGUUGGGUUCCAGAACAGACGACUAGACAUUCCCAAAGAAGUUGACCCACUGGUGGCUAGCAUAAUAUCUUCGUGCUGGGAAAACGAUCCAAGCAAACGACCAUCGUUCUCCCAGCUCCUGUCACCGCUGAAACACUUACAGCGGUUAGUUGUUCCAGAAAACUGCUGACGUCCCUUCCUAAGAAAAUAUAUAUCGGCUCAAACAAAAUACAACUAUACAAGUAUGUAAGCUCUACUACAGAAGCCAAGUUUUUCAUGUUGAAGCUUGUGGAGAUGUAUUCCGAGUUUCUGCAGGCAUGAUGGAUGAGCAUGGACGAAGGUUCUGCGCAUCCAUUUGUGAAAAAAAAAAUGUGACAAAACUCUCUGAAGCCGUGCAAAGGCGCUGCUGGAGAAAUCAUAGUGGGUUAGUCCAAGUGAAGAAGAAUGUGGUGCAACACGAAGUGCUCUGUGCCAUCGUAAAUAAUUGUUCAGUUCUGGAAUUUGGAACGGUGAUUCUGAAAAUCAGAAUCUACCACAAAGAUAGGAUGUUUUCGUUCUUUUUUCUUGCCUCAUAAUUGAAAAGGAGAAAAGAUCAGGUUUUAAAAAAUGGAAAAGGAAAAAAAACGAAACCCAAAGUUUUGUGGCGUCUGCAAAAAGUUGCGGCCCAGUAUUUAACCAGAUGCAAAUCUUGUAUAUCAUUUAUACAGAGUUACUCUGC
Molecule: messenger RNA, 3440 nt
Organism: Oryza brachyantha (malo sina)
Lineage: Eukaryota; Viridiplantae; Streptophyta; Magnoliopsida; Poales; Poaceae
Product: probable serine/threonine-protein kinase SIS8
Exons: 12
Coding region: 312-2912 (866 amino acids)
Biological process (GO): protein phosphorylation
Molecular function (GO): protein kinase activity; ATP binding
Source: RefSeq, a predicted model, not a curated record